UUUCACUGUUUACAUGACGAGCAAAUGGUAAAACUCGGAACAUCGAUCAGAUGAAUAAUACCACGAUAUUCUCCUCAAUUAUUACUCUUUUGUUUAACCUUCUGGCCUCUUUCAUCCGAAGCAGAGUGAAUUGGUUUCAAUGAUACUCCCAGUCACCACUCUCAAUGAGGUACAAUAAACAACGAAGAUCGAGCACAUCCAGCUUUAGUUCCAUCUGUUCAGAGGCAACCGUGAAACCAAGAAUUGUAGUGUACAACAUAAUAUACUCUAUCAGCUGUCCCUUGACAGUGAUUCUCGGACCCGAAAAAUUUCGCACUAGGAUCUUGUUUUUCCGAUGGAGAGCAACUGGAGAAAAGUUGCCCCGCAGUUGUGGUUGACGUACUGUGUUAAUUGAAUGACUGCAAAUCGGAGUACUACAAUAUCCACUUUCACGUCACCACAAUAUAGCGCGUUACUUUUUUGAACAAAGAAGUUUCCCUGAAUGAGCCACUGCACGUGUUAUCACGUGUCUGUAUCACAGUUCACUGUGUUCACGUCGAAAAUUAAACGGAUCGUUAAAGCGGUCACGUGACCUGCAGACGUUCUACAUAACACUGUCCUCUUCCCUCUGCAGUGGACAAAGAACCAAGCGAUAUGUCAGUAACCAGUUGAUCCAUCUCCUGGUCAGCAUGGACUAUGGCUGCUUUGGCGGAUAAUAUUGACAGAUUGCGUGUGUUUGGUUACGGAUCACUGAUUUGGAAGCCGAAUUUCGUCUAUUCCAAACGAUCGGUCGGCUAUAUUGAGGGAUAUGUGCGUCGAUUCUUCCAGGGCGAUAUCUUCCAACGAGGAACGCUGGAAAAACCCGGACGUGUUGCGACGUUAGUUUCCACCAAAGAAGCCAACGCGCGCGUUUGGGGCUGCGUUUAUGAGGUAGUCGGUGCCGAAAACAUCAGGCUUGCAUUGGAUCAUCUGAUCGAGCGAGAAGUGGUCAACGGUGGGUACUGCUUCGACCGCACAUAUUUUCAUCCCGGACUCCCGGACUCCAGACGGACUAGUAUAUCAUCUUCGGACUCGGAUUAUAACAUUAUUCCUUCUAAUGGUAAUGAAGCGUACGAAGUGUUGUUUCACCUCAGCGAUCCUGAUGUGGCAAUGUAUUCGGGCGAUGCCACGCUUGAUGAUCAGGCCACUCAAAUCACAUCUGCCUUCGGAGUUUCUGGAGCCAACAGCGAAUAUGUAUUAUUGAUAGCCGCUUUCAUGCACUAUGAGGUCCCCAAAGAACAGGCUUUGAAAGAUGAUCCAUACAUAUUUCAACUGGAAGCCAAGGUUCGUGAAAAGCUAGCUCUUCCCCCGAUCCAUUUGAAACCAUCAGAAGCCAGAAAAACUGAGGAUGAAUUUACGGCAAGUGAUUUAAUACAACCAGACGAUCUGCAGAUUAAUGAGCGCCGCCGUUCUUCGGCCAGGGAAUUUGCCGAAUGUCUAUUGCGGCGAAAGAAAUUGUUUUUUCACAAAGUGCAUCGUGACUUACAUGCUGAGUUUUCCCUCCUCUUUCAUCAAGCACCAUCUAACUCUCAGCUCCCUAUUCACCAUACAAGUUAUUUAACGGCUGCUAUUACCAGUGGGAGGAGUGAGAGUUCAACCACAAUUCGGACUGAUCUUAUCAAUGCGUUCGGCCAUCCCGAUAAAACUUUCGUGACUUACGAGUCUGUGGAUAUUCGUCAAGAGGAUUUUUUGUGA
This is a messenger RNA of Opisthorchis viverrini, 1713 nucleotides long. RefSeq lists its product as hypothetical. NCBI's taxonomy places the organism in Eukaryota, Metazoa, Platyhelminthes, Trematoda, Opisthorchiida, Opisthorchiidae. The transcript has 4 exons. Gene Ontology annotation, cellular component: cytoplasm. The record is from RefSeq and is a predicted model, not a curated record. Gene Ontology annotation, biological process: glutathione catabolic process. The coding region runs from base 676 to 1713 and encodes 345 amino acids. Gene Ontology annotation, molecular function: glutathione specific gamma-glutamylcyclotransferase activity; gamma-glutamylcyclotransferase activity.